Messenger RNA from Fusarium redolens, 1706 nucleotides. RefSeq lists its product as uncharacterized. Lineage: Eukaryota; Fungi; Ascomycota; Sordariomycetes; Hypocreales; Nectriaceae. The coding region runs from base 340 to 1596 and encodes 418 amino acids. Gene Ontology annotation, molecular function: DNA-binding transcription factor activity, RNA polymerase II-specific; RNA polymerase II cis-regulatory region sequence-specific DNA binding. Gene Ontology annotation, cellular component: PcG protein complex; transcription regulator complex. The transcript has 4 exons. Gene Ontology annotation, biological process: regulation of transcription by RNA polymerase II. The record is from RefSeq and is a predicted model, not a curated record.
CGAUCCGCAUGACGCAUAGUUUUUAGCUUAAGGCUCAAUAUUCUCGCUUCUGGUUCAAGAAUUCGACCAGUAUCUGCAAAAUCGACUGCCGCCCCUUGUCUUAACACUUAUCCAAUCAUUGACUUCGUUUUACCGGCUUGAGCCAACAACAUACUGGUGGCUCCUCAAUCUAAUCUUCUCUACUGAGCCCUCGAAUUACUCAGCAUCCAGUUCCUUAUUGGUAUCCUAUGAACAGAUGGUGGUGGCGUUUGGCGUUACUUGAUUAAACCAUAACCAGCAACAUAGCAAUAUUGCCUUUCAGUAUCCAGUUGAGGCCACCCAGAAGUCAACAUAGAAGCCAUGGAGUUAGUUCAGAACAAGCCUACCGCUCGUCCAUUCCAAUGUGAUUGGCAAUCCUGCACAAAGAGCUUCAAACGUAAGAGUGAUCUACAAAGACAUUAUCGAAUCCACACGAAUGAGCGGCCUUACGCAUGCUCGAUCUCGGGAUGCGGAAAAAACUUCAUCCAGAAAAGUGCCUUGACCGUUCAUAUUCGAACACAUACUGGAGAAAAGCCGCACCAAUGCCAUUAUGGCAAUUGCGGCAAGCGUUUUUCUGAUUCCUCAAGUCUCGCCCGUCAUCGACGUGUCCAUACGGGUAAACGUCCGUACAAGUGUACCUAUGAUGGUUGUUCUAAAAGCUUCUGUAGAAAAGCUACGAUGGUUGAGCACCAACGAAGAUCGCACCAGUAUGAAAUGAAUCCCGAUGGAGUCCUACACGAUUGCUCCUCAGAUUCAGAAGACGACGAGCCUCCUUUGACCCCCCAGCACUCCUCAAUGACCUGGUCGCCUCGUGAUAUUAUUUCUAUGGAGCAAGCAAUUUCGCAUGGCCCAUUGCAUCGCGCAAAUUCGUAUGCCGAUUUUGGGCAACAAGUUCACGGCCAGCAUAUGUCACAGCAAUAUGUCAAUCGACAGGGAAUUCCCUUAAAUGCGCCUCAAGAGUUCCAUGGCCAACCUAUGCCCAACUAUUAUGUCGGUGCUCCAACACUCCGUUGGACCACGACUAUGCCAUGUCAAGUGUACUAUGUUACCAAGCAGGGCAAUCCGGGUGCUGUAACGAUGACUAACGCCGCACAAUAUCAUUACCGGCUUCCUCGACAAGUGGAAAGACCUCCUAUAGAGUUGCCGUAUUCGACCUCAGCCAUCGCAACCUCGAUUCAAAGUAGUCCCAGGACCUUUUCCGUUACGUCAGUUUCUAGUCCCAUUGCUCAGGAAUGCUUUUACGCAUAUCUGCCCGGGAACCAACCGGAAUACGUGCAGGCAGACCCUCAACAGUCCAUCGUCCAAUAUCAGCAUCCUAUGCAGCACCUUAUGAGCCAGUCCCAACCGCCAGUGGCCUCUCAAGCGCAGCCACUUCACGUGCCUUCAGCUGAUCACCCCCCUCAGGAAUCUGCUCAGGCUCAACUGGAACAGUGGUCUACUAAUGACCCUCCGAUCGAAGUUACGACAAUCGGCCAGUUGCCGGCAUACGGCACUGCGGUUUGUGAUCCGUAUGGACCGAAGAUCGAAGUUGACGAUCCUUCGAUGCAGCUACCAAGCAGCAGGCUUGCCAGUCUGUGAUUGACCUCGAGGCUCUGAGGCCGCUUUAUGUGUUAAGAGGAUUACCUUGCAUGAUUAUGCCCUUACGUCGUCCUGACCUUAGACGACGCUUUGUAACAUGAUAUUUAUAC